GAAAAUUUUGUUCAUUUUUUCAUGUUACCUGAUUGUAAACAACAAUUCUUAUUGUCUGUUAAUUGUCAUUCAGUUUAUUAUUUUCCAUUUUAAUUAGUUAAUUAUGCCUUACCAUAUCUGGGAUACUCCUGAUUACAAGGAUCUCGAUAAAAAGUUAUGGGCAGUAACUAAAGUGGCCACAGUUUACAGUACCGCGUCAGCAGCCGCCACUACUUUUGGGCAUUUCCUUCCUCCGUCAGGAAGAGCUUUCUUGUACAUCUAUGCUAAUACCUUCAUACCAACUGUCACUGCCGCAAAUGCUGGGAUGUUAACAGCAUACACAGUUGCAAGAGCUCGUGGGAACGUCGAUCAGCACUGGAAUUAUCUUCCAGCCUGUGCGGUUUUCGCUGCGGUAUCAGCCGGUCUUCGUCAAUUGUUCAAUAAAAAUUACCCUUGGGGACAUCGCUUUGGAUCUACAUUCGUACUUGCACUGUCCAUCAUAAUCGCUAAAUAUGGACAUAUGAACAGAAACGGAGGAUGGCCUCUUAGAAUGACUCUUAAUAUAGAUCGUGCUGGGGAUGGAUUCGGUAAUCUUCGUACCUACCGACCUGAUGUAGAAUAUUUGCCACAAGAUUGGGGUCGUCGACAAUAAUCGCAUUUCGAAUUGUGUUAAUCAACUCCACUACUAAACAGAACAACUAUUAAUUGAUUUUUUCGCUGUUUAUUAUUAUUAUAUUAUAGAAUAUGUUUAAAUUGAAUAAAAUUAACCAAAAUAAA
Messenger RNA from Panonychus citri (citrus red mite), 756 nucleotides. RefSeq lists its product as uncharacterized. Lineage: Eukaryota; Metazoa; Arthropoda; Arachnida; Trombidiformes; Tetranychidae. Bases 104 to 631 code for a protein of 175 amino acids. The record is from RefSeq and is a predicted model, not a curated record. The transcript is spliced from 4 exons.